Onychostoma macrolepis is the source of this 623-nucleotide messenger RNA. RefSeq names its product UPF0729 protein C18orf32 homolog (gene c21h18orf32). The transcript is spliced from 3 exons. The record is from RefSeq and is a predicted model, not a curated record. Bases 134 to 358 code for a protein of 74 amino acids. Gene Ontology annotation, biological process: positive regulation of canonical NF-kappaB signal transduction. Lineage: Eukaryota; Metazoa; Chordata; Actinopteri; Cypriniformes; Cyprinidae.
CCGCUGGGUGGCGACAGCAGCAGUAACAGCAGCGCCAGCGGCGUCACUCUGACAGUGACACCACAAACUCAGCGUCGUUCCGCGUUACAGACAAUAUUAGUUCAGCUCACGCAGAACAAGUGUGCUGUCAGAUAUGGUUUGUAUUCCCUGCAUCGUUAUUCCUGUGCUGCUGUGGGUUUAUAAGCGCUUCCUGGAGCCCAUCAUCUAUCCGUUCAUCUCUCCCUUCAUCAGCCGCUUCUGGAGUAAAGCAGCUGUGCAGGAGACACAGAAACACGAGAACACUGCUGAAUGUAAUGGAACGGCAAACGGAUCCACAGCAAACAGGCCGAAGACGGUGGCCGAUAAAAAAGCCGACUGACCGAUCUCACAUCUCUGCAAUCAACUGAUUGAUAUUUUAAAAUGUAGAUAUUUUAAAAUGUAAACUAAUAUAUGGACACACACUCUGAUCCUGUCUCAUUGCUUACAUGAAAUACUUUAAUAUGUUUAAUAAAAAUGAAGGUAGUAAUCUGUAGAUUAAUUUUUAUCAUUCCAUGAUCAUUUACUUAUGUUUACCUUCCACUCAGAGCAGAUUUUCUGUGUAUAAUUUAUGAUGCUUCAUUUAAAAUAAAUGCUGAAUUAUUUUA